Molecule: messenger RNA, 3644 nt
Organism: Etheostoma spectabile (orangethroat darter)
Lineage: Eukaryota; Metazoa; Chordata; Actinopteri; Perciformes; Percidae
Product: solute carrier family 41 member 3
Exons: 10
Coding region: 373-1728 (451 amino acids)
Biological process (GO): monoatomic cation transport
Cellular component (GO): plasma membrane
Molecular function (GO): monoatomic cation transmembrane transporter activity
Source: RefSeq, a predicted model, not a curated record
UGUGUGUGUGUGUGUGUGCUCUGUUUAAGUGGAUGAAAGCAGCUUCUUUCAACUAGUCCACCAUCUGCAAAAGUACUUUGUGUUGCUGGAGUUACAGGUAAAGGGCAGAACAAGCUUGUUUAGUCCACCCGUCACAUUUAUUUGCAAAACUACUUUAAAGAAACCAGCAAAGAACCAUCACCUGUGAUUUUGGGAACAGUCAAAACAGGAAAUCCAGUUAGCGUUCCCUCUGUCUAAAUGGAUUAUUUCCAAAGGAACGUCCUUCUCAAAUCAGCUUGACUGAUUCAGCAAAAAAGCUUGGAAGCGGAUUUUUGUGGUGUCCUUCCCUACCGACGCUACAACCUGGCAGGAAUGAGUUAACGGGGAUCAGCCAUGGUGGUGACAAAUCUUUCUCUGGAGCUGCGUUUCCGAGGGAAGAAGCUGAGGGGCUUCACGUGCAAAGUGACCCGCUGGGCCCACGGUUUACUGCCCGAGAGCUCUUGGAUCAUCGCUGCCCAGAUCCUUCUGCCGUACCUGUUGUCCGGCCUGGGCAUGGUGGCGGCUGGGAUAGUCAUGGAUGUAGUGCAACACUGGGAUGUGUUCAAGGAGAUCUCAGAGGUGUUUAUCCUGGUGCCAGCCCUGGUGGGGCUCAAGGGGAAUCUGGAGAUGACAUUGGCAUCCAGAUUGUCAACAGCAGCCAACACAGGGCAGAUGGAUGAGGCUCAGCAGCAGUGGAGGAUGGUGUUGUGUAAUCUGGCUCUGAUUCAGGUCCAGGCCACAGUCGUGGGCUUCCUGGCAGCCGUUGCAGCAGUGGGGCUCGGGGGUCUGACCAGGGGGAGAGUGGACCUUAUCCAGGCUGCUGUCCUCUGUGCCAGCAGCGUCACCACUGCUGUCAUCGCUGCACUGUCUCUAGGUCUGUUGAUGGUGGCGGUGAUUAUUGGAUCCAGGAAGGUGGGCAUCAACCCAGAUAAUGUGGCCACACCCAUCGCUGCCAGCCUCGGAGACCUCAUCACGCUGUCUCUGCUUGCUUAUGUCAGCAGCCUCUUCUUCUGUUACAGAGACAUGUGGUACCUGCCUCCUGCGGUGUGCUGCUUCUUCCUGCUCCUUAUCCCAGCGUGGGUCGUUAUAGCCCGUCGCUCUCCACCCGUCAGCGACAUCCUAAGGUCAGGCUGGCAACCGGUCAUUUUGGCCAUGUCCGUUAGCAGCAUUGGUGGUCUGAUUCUGGAUAAGACCAUAGCCAACCCAAACUUUGAAGGUAUGGCAGUGUUCACUCCAGUCAUCAAUGGUGUAGGCGGCAACCUGGUGGCCAUCCAGGCCAGCAGGAUGUCCACCUACCUCCACUACUGGAGUGUUCCUGGAGCUCUUCCCCUUGUAAUGGGUGUGAACUGCCCGGGACCCUGUGCAACCCUCUGCUCCUCAGAUGUGAACUCUAAAUCAGCCAGAGUCCUGGUCCUUCUUGUAGUCCCGGGUCACCUCCUCUUCCUGUACACCAUCCACCUCCUGCAGGGAGGCCACACUGCCAUGACGCCCACCUUCAUCGUCUGCUACCUGUCUGCAGCUUUGCUUCAGGUGGUGAUUUUGCUUUACGUGGCCAGCCUGAUGGUGCGAUGGCUGUGGCGAAGGGGACUGGAUCCAGACAACUUCUCCAUCCCCUACCUCACAGCUCUGGGUGACCUGUUGGGGACCGGUUUCUUGGCAUUGAGCUUCAGGCUGAUCUUGAUGUUCAGUUCUUCUGGGACUGAAGUUUGACACACACGCGUGAUCCUGUACACCCUGAGUGUUCUGCUCUCUAGUAUAUGCAAGUGGCUGAAAGACACUUGCAAAGCUCUUGGAUUUAAGAAGGAGGGUGAGGAUUAACGAACACAAGAGGUUGAGUAUGGCGUUAUAUUUGUGCCUCAAACAUGAGCAUCCUAAUGGGACGGAAGAAUAUGUUUUGGCAGGCACAUAUAUUUGUUUUUGACAAAUGAUUACACACAGAAUAAUUUAGUUUAAGCAAACAAAGAUCUAUUCGGUGCUAACAAUUUUUUUGCUAUUAUCCAUAUGAGGGCAUUUUUAAAUUCAGCUUUACUUAUUUAGGGCUCUAUCUUACACACGGCACAGCGCAACGCCAGACGCAAGUGUCUUUGCUAGUUUAAGACCGACGCAGUUGUCAAUUUUCAUGUCCAGCGCCGACGUCCUUUAAAUAGCAAAUGCACCUGCGCCCGUCUGUGCACCCAUGGGCGUGCCGGUCUUACAGGGUGGCGUGUUCAGGUGAAUUCUUGAGUAUUGCUAUCUUGAGAAUAUCUUGAGGAUAUCUUGAUUUACAGAGGAAAUUUGUAAAAUCGGUAGAGGUUAUUAUAUUGUUUUGUGUUUUAACAUACAGGAAAUAGCAAACUAUUAUACGUUUUCUCCACAAAUAUCACCUAUGUUUUUGAAGAGAAAAAAAGCUUUAUGUGCAUAAAAUGUCCCUUAGUGCUCAGGAGUGAUGCAGAAAUCUAACACCACAGAGAAGGGACUGCAAGAACAAAUAAAGCGAAGAACACGUGGACUUAUUUUGCACUUUAGACUCCAUAUUAGCCAGCUAAAUGUGGUCGAUAGUUGUACUCUGUUCCCUUGAGUUGCACCGGUCUCAAUACAAGCCGGAUUGGAUCUGUAGAAACAACACCCAUCUAAAAUGGAUACAAGUUAUUCCCACUGUAGAACCACUGCACUGUUAACCAUUGUCAGCUCUUAAAUGUUAGAUGGCAAACGAUUGUAUUAAGGCAAUAAUUAUAUAUAACCAAUUGUAAAUGUAUAUUAACACAAAUCAGAUGCUGCACUGUCUGGAUGAAUGUUAGAUUUUAUUGUGUUUAUUUCAUGUAGGUUUGUGCCUUUAAACCGUGAUAAGCCUUCAGUUCUCAUCAGUGUUCCUAAGAACUGUUUGUGCCAAAUUUCUAAUUGUAUUUUAUUUUUUUUAUGCAGCACAACGCCAUUGAAUAUAGUCGGUUGUUCUUUACUGUUAAUGUGUUAGUCUGUGUUCCAGGUAAUGAGAAUACGGAUACUUUGUGCUAUUUUUGUGAAAACAAUUAUUUAGUAUGCACCACUCUCUGUAUGGGACAUUUUCAAAUGUUUGAUAUGCACUUUUAGAAAGAUGCUUGUCUUUCUGAUCUGAAAAUAGCAUCCAAAGAUGGAAAUAGUCCUAUUUUCACAGUGACACCAAGCUUGUUUUGGACUUUGCUCUCACAUUUGUAAAAACUUCUAGAUGACAUCUUUGCAGCCACAAUUUGUCAUUGAAAUAAAAGACUGUAAUGUAAGGCGUUAUUGCAGUAUUCUGAAGUAUCUGUAUCUGUGUAGCAGUGUGUAAAGUAUCAGGGUUUCUGCCUUAUAAUAUUCAAUCCAACAUUCAAACCAUUAGAUAGAUUCUUAAUGAAAUGCAUUUAUUUGAAAAUUAUGAGAGAAACUAUAUAUCUAUUUUGGUUUGUCUGACUUUGUAGUCAGCAAUAACACAAUAAAUAAAAGACAAUAUCAUUGUUACACAAAACUCUUCUACAGCACAAACAAUAAACAUAGUCACAGUUAUAAAAGUUGUUGUUGUCUGCAGGGGUCAAAAAGGCCCACGAUCAGAGGCACAUCCGUUUGGAGACAUUCACUGUCUUAUUUUAAUACUUUCAUUAAGCUACUGCAGGUUACAUUUGUCGUGCAAAUGA